UCAAUUUCCCCAUAUAUAUCUCGUGAGCUAGACUUCAUAACAUUCAACUCGACUUCAUAGCAUUCAACACUAGUUACUGCUUUCUCUACGAGGAUCAAUAAUGGUUGCAGAAAACAACAACAAGGAAGUGAAACUCUCUGCUUCAAUGGACAACAACAACAACACGAAAGAGUCAAACAUUCGUCUCGAGGUUCUUCACAAGGAACCAGCUUUGGUCAAACCCGAAUCCGAGACACCAAAGGGUCCUUACUUCUUGUCGAAUCUUGAUCAGAACAUCGCCGUGAUCGUCCGUACCAUCUACUGUUUCAAAUCUGAGGAGAGAGGGAACGAGGAAGCAGUACAAGUGAUCAAGAAAGCUUUGAGUCAAGUACUUGUUCAUUACUAUCCUCUUGCUGGACGUCUCACCAUAAGUCCUGAAGGUAAACUCACUGUGGAUUGUACUGAAGAAGGAGUUGUGUUCGUGGAAGCCGAAGCAAACUGUAAGAUGGAUGAGAUUGGUGACAUCACCAAACCAGACCCUGAAACUUUAGGGAAACUUGUCUACGAUGUUGUAGACGCCAAGAAUAUUCUUGAAGUCCCUCCUGUUACUGCUCAGGUGACUAAAUUCAAGUGUGGAGGGUUUGUUCUUGGACUCUGUAUGAAUCAUUGUAUGUUCGAUGGUAUUGGAGCUAUGGAGUUCGUUAACUCAUGGGGUCAAGUCGCUAGAGGCUUACCGCUAACAACUCCUCCUUUCUCGGACAGAACCAUUCUCACCGCUCGAAACCCUCCAAAGAUCGAGAAUCUUCACCAAGAAUUCGAAGAGAUCGAAGACAAAUCCAGCAUCAACUCUCUUUACAGCAAAGAGCCAACUCUCCAUAGAUCCUUCUGCUUUGACCCCGAGAAAAUCAAGAAACUUAAGCUCCAAGCAACAGAGAACAGUGAAUCAUCUCUCCUCGGCAACUCCUGCACAACUUUCGAAGCUUUAUCUGCUUUUGUGUGGAGAGCAAGAACCAAGUCACUGAAGAUGCUGAGCGAUCAGAAAACGAAGCUUCUCUUCGCCGUCGAUGGUAGAGCCAAGUUUGAGCCUCCGCUGCCAAAAGGGUAUUUCGGGAAUGGGAUUGUUCUCACGAACUCGAUCUGUGAAGCUGGAGAGCUAACCGAGAAACCUUUGAGUUUCGCUGUGGGUUUAGUAAGAGAAGCGAUCAAGAUGGUGACUGAUGGAUACAUGAGAUCUGCGAUUGAUUACUUUGAAGUAACAAGAGCGAGACCUUCUCUUUCUUCGACUCUUCUGAUCACUACAUGGUCGAGAUUAGGCUUUCAUACCACAGACUUCGGCUGGGGCGAACCGGUUUUGUCCGGUCCAGUAGCUUUGCCUGAGAAAGAAGUGACUCUGUUUUUGUCUCAUGGAGAGCAGAGGAGGAGCAUCAAUGUCCUUCUUGGACUUCCUGCUUCAGCUAUGGAUGUGUUUCAAGAACAGUUUUUACAGAUAUAAUAUUGAACACAAAAGACAAAAGAACAAAAUAUCUGGCAAUUAUUGCCAUAAGCUAUUCAUUUUCUUUGUUUUUAUUUUAUUUUUGUUUUCUGCUGAAUUAUUAUUAUUAUUAUCUUCAUCUUGAACUUGUUUGUAUCCUGCCUGCAUAAAAAGUUUAAACCAUAAAUUUAUAUUA
Messenger RNA from Raphanus sativus (radish), 1646 nucleotides. Its product is annotated as omega-hydroxypalmitate O-feruloyl transferase. The transcript is spliced from 4 exons. The coding region runs from base 101 to 1471 and encodes 456 amino acids. NCBI's taxonomy places the organism in Eukaryota, Viridiplantae, Streptophyta, Magnoliopsida, Brassicales, Brassicaceae. Gene Ontology annotation, molecular function: acyltransferase activity, transferring groups other than amino-acyl groups. The record is from RefSeq and is a predicted model, not a curated record.